AAUACAUAUCGAAGCUCGUUUUCUACUAAUUAUCGUACUUUAGCCACAGUCACCAUUGCAACUGUGCCUAACAUAAGAGAAAGCCCGAAAUUUACCACGUCUUGUCGACCGUGGCAAAAUUUCCGGGAAUUCCAAUUUCUAGUGUUUCUCCACUCCCUCCAAUUUUCCCCCCAUUUUCUCUUUUCUACCAACAACCCUUGCGAGAGAAUUCCUCGAAAAAACAAAGUCGCUGUAAACAAUUUCAGGUAUUUGAUUUGAUAUGAAGACAAGGCAGAAGAGUUAUGUUCAAAAAACAUCGGCAAUGUUACAAGGGCAAGAAGAUCAAAAUGAUAUGGAGCCUCUCCAGGUUCAGCUCCAUCAAAGUAUCAACAAUCAACUUGACGAACAAUUUGAGGAGUCACUACUUAUCAAAGUUAAAGAUACUUAUUCCGGAGAAAUUAUAAUUCAAAAACUGGUAGCAAGUGAAGUUUGGUUUUUGGAAAAGACAAAAAAAGUUCUUGUAGAAAUCAAUGGUAAUGGACAAGGCAAUGAUAAUGGUGCAAACUUACUAGUGAGGUUUCUUGGCGAGCUCGCUAAAAAAUCAGAAUUUUGUCCGAUCUCCAUUGAACGAUGGGAUAUGAUGUCAGAGGAGAGUAUCAAAGCACAGUGGAAAAAUAUAGAGGAUCGUUUUGAGUUUGAUUAUGCUGCUGGUAUCAAAUGGGUAAAGACUACACUAGGGGAUCGAUGGAAGUACUAUAAAUACAGGUUAAGGUGUAAACACUUUAAACCUAACAAAAGUAAGGAGGACAUACUUGCUAAUCCUCCUUCUGGUGUGCCUCCUGUUGAUUGGAUUGCUUUUGUGAAUUACUACAAUAAUGACGAGAUGAAGAAAGUAAGUGAGCGAAAUACAAGAAAUCGUAAGAAGCUUAAAGUCAUACAUGCUGGUGGCAGUAAGAGCAAUGCAAGGAGGGGUCGUCAGAUGGAGCUACAAUUAGAUCGACCAAUAUGUCGUGGUGAGGUUUAUCUGUCAACUUUGCGAAAGAAGAGUGGAGACUAUUUAAAUGAUGAAGGACAAGCCGUGGCUGAUAAAAUAUUACAGCACUUGCCUCAAGAUCAAGAACGAGUUGCAACUUUAGGUGUUCCAUCAAAGAUUAAUGCUUAUCCUGAUGAUGCAAUUGGAAAAGUUCAUGGAGCAGAGCAUUCAGGUCGAGUGCGUGGUAUAGGUGUUGGAGCUAGCUCUACCGAGGUUUUUGAAACGCGUAAGAAUUUUGCUAAAAUUGUCAAUGUUGGUGCUGCUAGCCAGAACAAUGCCGAGGACUUGCAUAAGUAUGUAUGUGCUUUGGAAGAAAAGCUAAAUGGAUAUGAAGAGAUUAAGGAACAACUUGCACAAACAAAAGAGGAGCUUUUAGAAACACAAAUCGAGCUAGCAAAUCUCCGUAGUUUUUUGCAACGCAAAUUUGGUGACGAGCUAGCUAUUUUCAUUCAAGGUUCUAGUUCUGACAAUUAAACCAUUAUAGGAGCUCACUUCUGUCAUUUUAACCAGAUUAAUUUUUUGAUUGGUAAAGGAAGGAAUAUGUUGUUUGAAAGACGGAUUGGCUGCUGGUUCGAGUUGCUUGUCUUCACUAGAUUUCUAAUGUUCAAUGCAUGUUUUGUAGAAGGAAUGAUAGAAACAUGGAUCAAGAGUUGGGCCUUGGCAGUGGGCCUAAAGCCUAAAGUUUGGAGAGUGUAUACAAGGAAAAAGAAGAAGCAUGACGUGUCUAAUGGAGGGGAGGAACGCAGGUGUGUGCAUGAGAAGCAUGAGUCAGUGCUAUAUAUGUGGCUAGAAGGAAUGAGAAAGAAUCAUUGAGGAAUUCUGUUAUUGAGUGGGAUCACUUUUAGUGAUUUGGGGCACUUAGUGCUUUGGGGCUAGUAGACUCUCUACUAGUUUGUUAUUUCCUUUAUUCUGUUAUCUUCUACCUAGUAAUUGAAACUCCAUUCAUAUCAAUUGCAAGCUUUUCUUCCAUUCUACUUCAUUAUUACUGUUUCAUUCAUUUUCAUAAUUCAUAAACCCAUCAAGGAAUCUUUGUUUUUCUGCAUUGUUAGUUUAAAUUAGUUAGUUUUUGGCUUGCUGGUAUAUUGGCCUUAGGUCCGUAACUUUAGUACUACUGGUAUGCUCAUGCUGUAAAUAUAAUAUUGUUUCUGCUGUAUUUUAUUUGGCUCUGCACUC
Trifolium pratense (red clover) is the source of this 2185-nucleotide messenger RNA. RefSeq lists its product as uncharacterized. The coding region runs from base 260 to 1486 and encodes 408 amino acids. Lineage: Eukaryota; Viridiplantae; Streptophyta; Magnoliopsida; Fabales; Fabaceae. The transcript has 8 exons. The record is from RefSeq and is a predicted model, not a curated record.